Messenger RNA from Sorghum bicolor (sorghum), 2155 nucleotides. Its product is annotated as probable histone-arginine methyltransferase CARM1. NCBI's taxonomy places the organism in Eukaryota, Viridiplantae, Streptophyta, Magnoliopsida, Poales, Poaceae. The transcript has 15 exons. The record is from RefSeq and is a predicted model, not a curated record. Gene Ontology annotation, molecular function: protein-arginine N-methyltransferase activity. Gene Ontology annotation, biological process: peptidyl-arginine methylation. The coding region runs from base 193 to 1815 and encodes 540 amino acids.
CGGGUCCACGUCGUCGCCCGAAUAAGAAGGCUGGUGGUCGCCACCGCGCGCAGCCCAGUCCACCCACGAGUACAAACAGCGGCAGCUCGCCUCCACGCGAGCCAAGCGCCCGCCCCCGCAACGCAAAACCCUAGCCCCGCCCGGCCCAAACCCUAGGCGGCUACGGUCUCUGAUCCCGGCGGUCCCGCCCCAAUGGCGUCGUCGCCGGACUUGUUCCCCAACGUCGCCUUCUCCGACGUCUCCGCCCCCGCCGACGUGCCCGCGGCCGAGGGGGCCACCGCCGCGUUCGGUCUCGGCGCGGCCACUGGGGCCCCGCGCCUUAGCCUCGUGAAGGCCGGGAAGGCCGAGGCGGAGUCCACGGUCGAGAUCGACCUCGCCGACGCGCAGGUAUUCAAGUUGGGACCGAGGGAGUGGCUGUGCGUGUGCGACGAGUCGGAGGCUAAGGCUGGCGUGGAAGUGAAGUCAUUUUCAAGAGCAAUUAAGGUUGUUCUUAGGACAGAAGCUGAGAGCAAAGCCUUCUCUUUAGCUUUUCAACGAUGGAAACACCAAGUUAUUAGUGGAAAAGCUGGUGAGCGGCUGGAGAAUGGAUCAAUAAUUGCUUCGAAAAGCAAAUUCGAUACCAAAAUUGAGGCAUCAUCAGCAAAGAUGUAUUUCCACUACUAUGGCCAGCUAUUACAUCAGCAAAACAUGUUACAAGAUUUUGUGCGGACAGGAACAUACUAUGCUGCUGUAAUGGAAAACCGAUCUGACUUUGAGGGUCGAAUUGUGGUUGAUGUUGGGGCUGGAAGUGGUAUUCUUUCGUUGUUUGCUGCCCAGGCUGGUGCCAGACAUGUAUAUGCGGUUGAGGCGUCUGAAAUGGCUGAACAUGCUCAACGUCUAAUCUCCGGGAACCCGUCUCUUGGACAACGGAUCACGGUCAUCAAGGGCAAGGUUGAGGAAGUAGAGCUUCCAGAGAAAGCUGACAUCCUGAUUUCUGAGCCUAUGGGAACCCUUUUGGUUAAUGAGAGGAUGCUAGAGUCCUAUGUCAUAGCUAGAGACAGAUUCCUUGCUCCAGAUGGUAAAAUGUUUCCAACAACAGGAAGGAUUCACAUGGCUCCUUUUUCUGAUGAAUACCUUUAUGUUGAAAUGGCAAACAAGGCUCUCUUUUGGCAGCAGCACAAUUUUUUUGGUGUUGAUCUUACACCUUUACAUGGUUCAGCAUUCCAGGGAUACUUUUCACAGCCUGUUGUGGAUGCAUUUGACCCAAGAUUAUUAAUUUCUCCACCAACAUAUCAUACACUUGAUUUUACUAGCAUGAAGGAAGAGGAGCUUUACGAGAUUGAUAUUCCUCUGAGUUUUGUAGCAUCAGUUGGCACUAGAGUACAUGGAUUAGCUUGUUGGUUUGAUGUAUUGUUUAAUGGGAGUACUGUGCAAAGGUGGCUUACCACUGCUCCAGGAUCCCCUACCACUCACUGGUACCAACUGCGAUGUGUGCUUUCACAGCCAUUGUAUGUCAUGGCUGGUCAAGAAAUAACUGGCCGUCUUCAUCUCGUAGCCCAUAGUUCUCAGAGCUACACAAUAUACUUGACAAUGUCAGCUAAAAUGUGGGGUGUGGGUGCGGAGCAAGGCGGUAUCCUACAGACAUCUACCGGAAAACUUGAACUCAAGGAGCCAUACUACAGGUUGUCUCAGCCGCAAUCCUACAUGUUGCCACAAGAUCAGCAGCAGCAGCAAUUGCCAUCUUUGCAGGCACAGGGAUCAGAGCAGCAGAUGCAGGAAGGGCUUAGCCCAGGCAUCACGAUAGACCAAGUAGACCAAGAUUGUGGCCUCAACUAGACAGCUUGAAGAACCUGAGUUGUUUUCCAGCAACGAGCUCAGGUCUGUACAACAGUUCAUAGUGCUCGUUAGCCUAUAUUGUCAGGCGUUAGCUGCCAAAUGCUAACAUCACGUUUGAGGUGUACGAGACCAUUCCUGAGUUGUGCAGCUGCAGCUAACUGCGGUCGCGCCUGUUCCGUUACUUACGAGGGGGUCGAAAAAGGCAAUUAUAAAGUGUAUUUGGUUUCAGGUAAAGUGAAGAGCAGAGGCAUCUAACAAGGACGGGUGUAUGUUGUUUGAUAUAUUCUUGCUAGAAAUUAAUUUGUUUCCAUGUUAAGCAUGUUUAAUUCAGUUUCCUUAA